This is a messenger RNA of Lathyrus oleraceus (garden pea), 3411 nucleotides long. RefSeq names its product polycomb group protein EMBRYONIC FLOWER 2. The coding region runs from base 314 to 2974 and encodes 886 amino acids. Gene Ontology annotation, cellular component: nucleus. Gene Ontology annotation, molecular function: chromatin DNA binding. The transcript has 23 exons. The record is from RefSeq and is a predicted model, not a curated record. Lineage: Eukaryota; Viridiplantae; Streptophyta; Magnoliopsida; Fabales; Fabaceae.
CCCAUGCUAUUCUCAUUUUUCAUUUCAUUCUCAUAUGGUUGCAAACUUAGAACAAAGUUUGAUAUUUUUGGUUAUUUAUUUUUAUUAAUCUUCUGCAAUGGUUUCACCGUUGGUCGUUAAUCCCUAGUCUGAGUUUCUCUCCUUGAUUCGGCACCGCUUUCACUUUCUCUCCGUGUUCCCAUUUCCGUCAUGCUAUUGCUAUGCUACUCUUCUUCGUAUUCCAAUCCUUUAACCCCUUUCUUCUUCCCAUUCAGGACCUGGUUUGUUUUCACAUACACAGGUUCCGUUAAAUGUGCUUAUAUCCUAGAUCUAUAUGACAAGAAUGCCAGGCUAUGCUGUCGAUGCUGAUGAACUAUGUACUUUUAUAAGUACAGAUCAACAACCUAGCUCUCUAGAUGCUUGUGCACAAUUAUCUGCAGAAGAGAAAGUUGUUGCAGAACAGAGUCUUUCAGUUUUUUGCAAGCCUGUAGAGUUCUACAACAUUCUUCAUCACCGUGCAACAAUAAGCUCACCACCUUUCCUGCCGAGAUGUUUCGAGUACAGGAUACAGGCCAGGGACAACAAUAGGAUACAAAUAACAGUUUUGCUGUCAUGGAGUGAUGAAGAAACUCAAAACAUGUUUCCUUUUUAUGUCAGUCUGGCAAGGCGUGAUCCUAAUAAUGAAGAUGCUGAUAACAAAAAGUAUUCUACUGUUUAUCUUCUCAGUCAGAUAGUCACCAUUCGAGGUUCAUCCGGCGUUGAUGGGAACAAUAUAAUCAAAGCAGAAUUUACGCUUUGUGAAGUUAAUAAGUUAGCUGCGGAAGCUAAUUCUGGCUCACUUUUUCUCUUGUUUUUUACCACUGAGGGAAACUCAGAUUCAUCAUCUAGAGUCAAUGCAAGCCUGGGGCCUUCAGAUCCGACAUCCCAUGAAUCAUUAGCUGAAAAGAAUUGCUUAUAUGGGAAAAUUUCUUUUCAAUCCAUUUACUUGGCUUGGAAAACUUCUCCAAAUUUCCGUUGGGGACAACGAGCCGAGAUUAAGACUACUCUUGAUCUGCUUCCAUGUGUUUUGAAGUAUGACUUUGUAAAUAAGGGUACGACCAUCACAAUCCAAGAUCUAUGGAAUUCUGAGAUUGAGAGUACAUCAAAGAGCGUUGAAAUAAAAAUCUUUGCUGAAGAGAUCGAGGCCAUAGAGAAAUCUCGCAACCGUAGAAUUGCAUUACCAUCAUCAUCAAGAUCAUUAACUCGUGUCAUUCGGUUGAAAGAAGGAAAUGUGACAUUUAAUUACAGGUAUUACAAUAACAAAUUACAGAGAACAGAAGUUUCUGAAAAUUUCUCCUGUCCAUUCUGUUUGAUUAAAUGGGGAAGCUAUAAGGGUCUAAGAUGUCACUUGCUCGCAUCACAUGAUCUUUUCAAAUUUGAAUUUUCGGCAUCGGAAGAUUGUCUGGCUGUUAAUGUGUCUCUGAAUUUUGACACAUGGAAAUUUGAGCUUGUUGGAGAUGGUGUUGAUCCAAAAUUGCAAACUUUUUUCCUUCAUGGCAAGCGAAUGACACACAUAAGUCCAGAAAAUGCAUGUUUUGAAGUGGUCCAGGAUGUAGACUCGCCGGCCUUAGCUAAUAAUGCAGACCCACCGGCCAUAGCUAAUAAUGAAGACCCACGGGUCUUAGCUAUGGAUGCAGACCCACUGGUCUUAGCUAUGGAUGCAGACCCGCCGGUCCUAGCUAAUGAUGCUGACCCGCCGUUUUUAGCAAUGGAUGCAGACCCGCCGGUGGUUGCAGACUCACCGGUCUUAGCUAUGGAUGCGGACUCACCAGUCUUAGCUAUGGAUGCGAACCCGCCGGUAUUAGCUAUGGAUGUGAACCCGCCGGUAUUAGCUAUGGAUGCGAACUCGCUGGUAUUAGCUAUGGAUGUGGACCCGCAGGUAUUAGCUAUGGAUGCGGACUCGCCGGUACUAGCUAUGGAUGCGGACCCGCCGGUAUUAGCUAUGGAUGCGGACCCCCCGGUAUUAGCUAUGGAUGCGGAUCCGGAUCCGCCAGUCUUAGCUACAGGUGCAGACCCGUCAGUCUUAGCCGUGGAUGCAGACCCACUUGUCUUAGCUGUGGAUGCAGACCCGCCGGUCUUAGCCGGGGAUGCAGACCUGCCUGUCUUAGCAGUGGAUGCGGACCCUCCUGUCUUAGCUGUGGAUGCGGACCCGCCUGUCCUAGGUGUGGAUGCAGACCCACCUUUCCUAGCUAUGGAUGCAGACCCAUCGGUCUUAGCUAUGGAUGCAAACCCACAAUUCUUAGAGUCUGAAACUCCUUUAGGAGAUAAUGGGUUUUUAAAGAAGAUUGAUGGAAAUUCAGCAACUAUAUCAGGGGAUGCUAAUGCAAGUAUUGUGCCCAAUCCCGAUCCAGACAGUGUCCCACUAAUAUCUAAGCAUGAUCACGGGACUCCUGCAGUGCUACGGAUUGGCAAUACAGGGAAGUUACCAGUUGAGCAUUUUGAUCCACAAAACAUAGCCCGGUUGAAGAAGCGGCAGUUUUAUCAUUCUCACAAAGCUCAGCCAAUGUCACUUGAAGAAGUUCUAUCAAAUUAUGAUAGUGAGGAUGAAGUUGAUGAUGAAGUUGCCGAUAUUGAAGAGCGGAGGAAGCUUGAUCUUCAUCCUUUGAGCAAAGAAGAGAAGCGAUUCAUGUUCAUGUGGAACUCAUUUAUUCGUAAGCAACGUGUGCGGGUAGAUUCUCACCUUCGUUGGGCAUGCAAGGCUUUCUCAGUAUUGCAUGGCUCUGAGAUUGUUAAAUCCCGCAAAUUAACUUGGUAUUGGACAAUGUUCAGGAUCAAAUUAUAUAAUUUGGGUCUUAUAGAUGGAAAAAUCAUCAAUGAUUGCAGUAAUAUUCUCGAACAACACGAGAAGCAUAAUUCAAAUCCUGAGAUCCCAGCAGCUAAUAUAAACUCCAUUCAUUUGUCCCCUCUUAAAAAUAAAAGAAAUAAGAAGAUAACACAGAAAAUGAUCUCUUUAUAAGGUGCAAAUUGCCCUCACAUUCUUGUGGAACCUCCUUGGAUUUAAAUUUAUACAUUUGUUGUACUAUUAUUGGAUUUAAAUUCAUUCUACAUAUCUUUUUCUGCGGCAUGGAGCUGAAAGAAACUCGGAAGCAACCAGAGUAUUAUGUUCUUGAUCCAUUUCUGUUGAAGUUUGAAACUUCAAUGUUCCAUACUUUUUGUUGACAGCAGAGUUAUAUGGAACUGGGUUGCCAGUAGUCCAAAAGGGAUCUGCAUGAAGUGCAAGUCUCUAUACAAAAGCUCAUAUUUAAUGAAUUAUGUUUACACAUUUUUUUUUGGGUUAUAGAAUAAGACACAUUGAUUGCGGUAUACUCAUUUAAUAAAAUUGUAGACAUACUCAUUUGGAUUGUUUAAAUAGAUGAUUUAUAUUAAUUUUCUUUAUGAAUUUUGUUUAUUUCA